GAUUGUUAAUUUUAAUCGUAGUAUUUUUUUUUAUAAUUUUUGAUUAAAAGAACGAGGAAGUAUAUGUAAAACAAUUAUAAGAAAACUUACAAUUAUUCAAAUAAAAGAAAUAUCAAAAUAUUAAUGAGAUUUUUAUAAAGAAAAACCAUGUUGUGAGAAAUUUUGUAUAAACAAAACCAGAAAUCCGAUCGGAGUUUUAGUUUAAAAUAUAACCAUUAUUUAAGCUUUAUAUUACAUAAAGUAAAGUUAUGUCAUCCACCGCUAGCAAACGUAAAGAAAUUUAUAAGUAUUUGGCACCAUGGCCUUUGUACUCGAUGAAUUGGAGUGUACGUCCCGACAAGAGAUUUCGUUUAGCCUUAGGAAGCUUUAUUGAAGAGUACAAUAAUAAGGUCCAAAUAAUUAGUUUAGAUGAGGAUACGAGUGAAUUUAGUGCAAAAAGCACUUUCGAUCAUCCGUAUCCUACUACUAAAAUAAUGUGGAUACCAGAUGCAAAAGGCAUUUAUCCAGAUUUACUAGCUACCAGCGGCGAUUACUUAAGAGUUUGGCGUGCUGGUGAACCAGAUACAAGACUGGAAUGUGUUCUAAAUAAUAAUAAAAACAGUGAUUUUUGUGCUCCUCUAACGUCUUUUGAUUGGAAUGAAGUUGAUCCUAAUUUAGUUGGAACGUCAUCUAUUGAUACAACUUGUACAAUUUGGGGAUUAGAAACAGGACAACCUCAUGGACGAGUUUAUGUAGCAGGCCAUGUGAAAACUCAACUGAUAGCACAUGAUAGAGAGGUUUAUGAUAUUGCUUUUUCAAGGGCUGGCGGCGGUCGUGAUAUGUUUGCAUCUGUUGGUGCAGAUGGUUCUGUGCGUAUGUUUGAUUUAAGACAUUUAGAGCAUUCUACUAUUAUAUAUGAGGACACAGCACAUACUCCAUUGUUACGUUUGGCUUGGAAUAAACAAGAUCCGAAUUAUUUGGCAACAGUUGCAAUGGAUUCCUGUGAAGUUAUUAUUUUAGAUGUUCGAGUUCCUUGUACACCUGUUGCAAGACUGAGCAAUCACAGAGCGUGCGUUAACGGUAUAGCGUGGGCGCCGCACAGUUCCUGUCAUAUAUGCACUGCCGGUGAUGAUCACCAAGCGCUAAUAUGGGAUAUUCAACAAAUGCCGCGUGCAAUUGAAGAUCCAAUAUUAGCUUAUACAGCGGCCGAAGGUGAAGUUAAUCAAAUUCAAUGGGGCGCUACACAACCAGAUUGGAUUGCUAUUUGCUAUAAUAAAGCGUGUGAAAUUCUUCGAGUUUAAAGUUUUAUUAAAAGGAAAAGAAAACAAAAUAUGAAAACCAACAAAAAAUAAAUAAUAUAUAUAUAUAUAUAAACAUAUGUAUAUAUUUACAGCAUACUAUAUUUAGUAACAAAAUUCUAGUUUACAUUGCUAACUUAUAUUUAUAUAACAUAAGUAUUUUAGUUUAAUUCAUAUUUUUAUUUCUAAUUUUGCUUAAAAAUGCAUACUGUUGUAAAAAUUUUUUUACACAUACAUCAUACACAUUUAAAAAAAAUUUUUCCAUUAUUAGAACAUAUUUAAUCUUAGAUGCAAAAGUGAAAUGCGACAUGUUAUAGUGAAUAAUAAUGUUACCAUUAAUAUUUGGACAUUUUAAGAAAUUUUGAAAAGUACGUUAAGUAAACGGAAGUUGAUUUUUUUUAAAUGUAGUUUUCCAUUAAUUUAUUUUUUAAUAUUUUAUUUAACAAAUAGAAAAAUGCUACAAAAUAUUUCUGUAGUUUAGCAACUAUUCAACUAACCAUAGUUGUUAUUCAAAACGUUAGAAGAAAUAUUUUAUCACAUUAUAAUUCUUAAUAUUAAAUAUAAUCUAUAUGAUUAUUUUUAAACAUAAAAUGCACUUAAAUUGACAUUUUAAAUGAUUUUGUAUAUAAUUAUAUUAUAUGUUUAGACAUAAAAUUAAAUUAUUAUAACAUAUUCUGUAAUAUUUUUAGUUUCCUAAUUGAUGUAAAAUGAUAGAAAAAGUUUUUUUUUUAAUAAAUUAAUAAAAGCAAAAUCGAAAAUAAUAUCCAAAUUAGCGUUCGUACAUGUCAAUUUGACAGAAUUUAAAGCAGAACAUUCUAAAUAUACUAAAAUAUGUAUCUUAAUAUUUUUUUCAAUAUAAUUUUCAAAAAAUAUUUUGUUUUCCAAAUUUUUAUAUUUUUUUCGGUAUGAUAUUUCUUAAUUUUUAAUGUUUUUUUUGAGAUCUUUAACAUUUCAGUGUGCUCUUAAUGGAUAUAUAACUUUUUGUAUAUUCAUGUGAAGUUCUAAAGAAUUCCAUAUUUUACAGAAAAUCCUUGCAAAUGUACUUAAAUAAUUUUCCUAAUUUCAUAAUGAAUUUUUUUAAUUUUCAAACAAGAUUUUACGUUUUCUAUAACUAUUCAAUAAAAAUGUUUCGAAUAUUCGCUUAUAUUAGCAUUUUAAAUUUAAUAUUGAAUUGCUAUCCUUAUAUAAAUAUUUAUAAAAAAAAAAUUAAAAAGACAUAUUAUUCAUAAAAUUUCCUAUCAUACAUUUAAUUUUUAGAAUAGUACACCAACCAAAGA
Condylostylus longicornis is the source of this 2554-nucleotide messenger RNA. RefSeq names its product DDB1- and CUL4-associated factor 7 (gene wap). Gene Ontology annotation, cellular component: nucleus. The record is from RefSeq and is a predicted model, not a curated record. The transcript is spliced from 7 exons. Gene Ontology annotation, molecular function: protein binding. Bases 249 to 1280 code for a protein of 343 amino acids. Lineage: Eukaryota; Metazoa; Arthropoda; Insecta; Diptera; Dolichopodidae.